GAGGUUAAGAAUAGUUUUACCUUCAUAAGUUUUCCAUAAAAUUUUGAUUUCUUGAGCUUCUUGGGAGGUUUUUAAAUCCCACUCUUUUGGAUUUAGGCAUUUUGCAUCAUGCUCAGGGAUACUGACCCCACCAAUACUCCUCCACCAUGAGAGUCUCUGCUUGAAAGAAAAAUCAUUGAAAUGAGCUACAGAAGGAAACCCAGGGCUAAUGAACAAGAGAGUGACUGUAAAAAUAUAACACCAGACCCUAAGAUGAGCUAAAAUAGAGACACCAUAGACCAAUCUCAGCAGAAACAGCAGUGAAGUGGAGGAUGGGUGGGAGGAGUUGAGAAUUUAAGAGGUGGAGUUUGUUUUUGUUUAGCCUAUAAAAGGCGCCAAUGGAUCAGAUGCUAAUCAGAGAAGAGGCUAAGUGGAGCUUGCAGUUGCAGAGCCCAGCACCAGCCAUGGGAAGAGCUGCACAGCAAACCCUCACUGCUUUACUCUGCAUAGCAGCAGCAGUUUGCAUGGGUGAGGACAGCUGUCCAGAGGUCAAGAUUGUGGGUCUCAACGGUUCCGACAAACUCGCUGUUCUCCAAGGAUGCCCUGGGAUGGCUGGAGCCGCAGGUCCCAAGGGAGAACCCGGAGCUGUAGGAAUGAAAGGGGACAGAGGUGCUAUGGGGAUCCCUGGAAAGGCAGGACCAGCUGGGGAGAAAGGAGAGAAAGGUGUUGUCGGCUUCCCUGGAUUGCAAGGAAUCAAAGGAGAACCUGGAGCACCAGCAAAAAUAGCAUUGAAGGAUCUGGAAGAUGCAGCUUGUAAAGAAGGACUGAGGAACUGCAAGGAGCUGUUAGCCAAAGGGAAUAUUCUGAGCGGCUGGUACACCAUCUAUCCCAAAGGCUGCACUGCCAUGCGUGUGCUGUGUGACAUGGACACAGAUGGUGGAGGCUGGAUUGUCUUUCAGAGACGGGCAGAUGGCUCCGUUGAUUUUUUCCGUGACUGGGAUUCGUACAAGAGGGGUUUUGGAAGCUCGCUGACAGAAUUCUGGCUGGGGAACGACAAUAUUCACCUAUUAACAUCUCUUGGAACUAACGAACUGCGCAUUGACCUCCGAGAUUUUGAAAAUAACCAUGUGUUUGCCAAGUACAAGUCAUUCAAAAUUUUAGGAGAGACUGAGAAAUACAAGCUGAUUCUAGGAGACUUUAUUAACAGCACUGCAGGUGAUUCAUUAGCAGCUCACAGGAACAAUUUCUUUACAACAAAAGACCGUGAUAAUGAUCUAUCUUCCUCCAAUUGUGCUACACAUUUCAAGGGAGGCUGGUGGUACCGUAAGUGCCAUGACUCAAACCUCAAUGGGAUGUAUUGGCUGGGAGCCCAUAAUAGCUCCGGAGAUGGUAUAAACUGGCACGCCAGCAGAGGCGUCAAAUAUUCCUUCAAACUCUCAGAAAUGAAAUUUCGGCCUGUUCAGCAAUGAUGAGAUGGCAGCACAUGUUCCUCCUGCUUUCCCAGGCAUCCGUUUGCAGUGAGCACAGGUGGAAAAACUGCAGAGAGGAACCAGCCAAAACCACCGGCCACUAGGAGCAGCUGCAGGAGCUGCCAAAGCAGGGACCUUCAGCCAUUCACAGAACUUCCUCCUGUUUCUCUGCCCUCUGCUGAUUUGUCUUUUGGCCACAACCCUUUCCUCAGUCUCUUAACCUCACCAUCACACUUAUUCCUCUUACCCUUUUCCCUAACCCUGCCCCCUCAGCCUCCUUUCCUGCAAUGUCCCCUCUCCCUUCCCCUUUCUUUCCAUGUAGCCGAUCCCCUCCUAACUAAAUACCCCCUCUCCAACCAACAGCAAUAAAAUCAUGGCCCUAAAAUGACAUUUGCUGCCACUGCAUUGUUCACUCUGCUUGUGUGUUCUAGUAGGGUUACCAUAUUUCAGCGAGCAAAAAAAGAG
Molecule: messenger RNA, 1913 nt
Organism: Chrysemys picta bellii (western painted turtle)
Lineage: Eukaryota; Metazoa; Chordata; Testudines; Emydidae
Source: RefSeq, a predicted model, not a curated record